Molecule: messenger RNA, 2573 nt
Organism: Nelumbo nucifera (sacred lotus)
Lineage: Eukaryota; Viridiplantae; Streptophyta; Magnoliopsida; Proteales; Nelumbonaceae
Gene: APX6
Product: ascorbate peroxidase 6
Biological process (GO): response to reactive oxygen species; cellular response to oxidative stress; hydrogen peroxide catabolic process
Molecular function (GO): peroxidase activity; heme binding
Source: RefSeq, a predicted model, not a curated record
AAUGUUAGAAACUUGCAAGCGAGAUUGAGUAUUUAUCCUCCUUUAAUUAAUCAUUCUGUUAGUCUGUAGUCUGUACUCGCUAGUCGCUACUCGGUAGUGGAGAAGUAUCCUCAGCCUUCCGUUGAAGAUGACGACGACCGCUUUCGAUCCUUCGCUGCUAUUCUCCGUCGGUUCUUUCUCUUCCUCCUACGAAUUCAAGGUUCGCUCCGGCGUUCGAGGAAGAAAUCUAUCUCCCAUUAAAUCUGGCGGCAGAGCCAACAAAGCCUCCUCUCUAACCACCACCAUCACCACCACCAACAACAGCAACGAUGAUUCCAGUGAAAGUGACUUUGGUGCUUUCGGUAGAAGAGGACUUAUUCUUACAGCUACGCUGCCAUUUAUUCUUCGACUUCAUAGCUCAACAAAUGGGUUUGAAGCCCAUGCCGCAGAUGAAUUUGCACUUAUACGAGAAGAGGUGAGGAAGGUAGUGUCAACAGAAAGGGCUGCUGGUGUACUUAGACUGGCUUUUCAUGAUGCAGGAACCUUUGAUAUGGAAGAGAACUCAGGUGGCAUGAAUGGUUCCAUAAUUUAUGAACUUGACAGAUUUGAAAAUGCUGGUCUUAAAAAAUCCUUGAAGAUUGUAGAGAAGGCUAAGAGUGAAUUGGACAAAAUAAAACCAGUAUCUUGGGCGGACAUGAUUGCUGUUAGUGGUGCUGAAGCAGUUUCAGUAUGUGGAGGUCCCAUCAUUCCAGUUCAGCUAGGAAGGAUGGAUUCAAUGGUGCCUGAUCCAGAAGGGAAGCUUCCUCUUGAAACUCUAGAUGCUCCUGGUCUGAAACAAUGUUUUCUAAGAAAAGGCUUCUGCACACAAGAACUUGUUGCCUUGUCUGGGGCACAUACUCUUGGAGGUAAAGGUUUUGGAAGUCCAACUGUUUUUGACAAUUCAUACUACAAAAUACUUCUGGAGAAGCCAUGGCUGUCUUCAGCUGGCAUGUCAAGUAUGAUUGGGCUACCAUCAGAUCAUGCACUAGCUGAGGAUGAUGAAUGCUUAAGGUGGAUCACCAUAUAUGCAAAUGAUCAGAAAAGGUUCUUUGAGGAUUUCAAGAAUGCCUAUGUUAAACUAGUGAAUUCUGGAGCAAGAUGGAAAAGUGUUUAAGAAUUUGUUACAAGUAGUAAAGCAGCUGGAAUGUCAAGAUUGAGCAACCAAUAGAUCAUGCACUGGCUGAGGCUGUUGAAGUUAUGGUUCUUUGUUCUCUCUUUCCUGUAUUCUAACCAGAUAUGAUGUCUCAAUAUGUGGAUUACGAAUUAUGACCAUGGUCUAUCACGCCUGGGUACUGCCAGUAAGCUUUAUGGAAAACCUGAAAAUGGAUGGCACAUGACCUACACUUAAUAGGCAAAUCUUCAUAGGCAGUUAGGCUGAUUUUAUAGUUUCCCAUGAAUAUUCUGCUAUUCAUCAGCAGAACUUUGGGCCUGAUAAAUCUCUCCUUUGGUGUGUGCUUAAGAUGGAUAUACUCCUUGUGUGCAGGUGGUUUGCAACAUAUGCAAAGGAUUGAAAAAAAAAAAAGGAUCCUUUGAAGAUUUCAAGAACCACUAUACUAAACUGGUGAUCUUUGGUGCAAGAUGGAAAAAAUGUUUAAGAAUUUGCUACAAGUGCAGUAUAGAAGUAAGCAUUCUUUCUUCUUGAUCAGAUUUACCAUUUGAAUGUAAAGAAUAGGAAAAUCUAGAAAUGCUUUUAUUGGCAUACUUUUUAUUUACUACACUAGUCGGUAUCCUAACUGUCAAACCAAUGGAAUUGAUUGUGGUUUUACUGGACCACUGCCACUGAAUUAUGAGUAUUCCUGUGAAUUAUUGAUGAAGAUCAUUCACUUGAUGCAAGUUUCUGGCCAGGACUGAUCAAGUUAAUGGUCCAUAAUUUGGACCAUUUGAUAUGAUAGGUAUGGUUAGAUUGGACAAGUUGAGUUGAUGGGUGUGGUCCGUGUGGACUGCAAUAUUUUAGCAAUUAUCUGCCUAAUCUUAUUCUUGUAUUAGGAGAAAAAAUGCAUAAAAUCAGUAUGUCCAGUUUGGACUGUAGCUUUGCAAAACUGGAUUAAUCGAUUUGCAUCUUGACUCUGUCAUAAUCCUUGUGGUCCGGAGAUGGGCAAGGUUGGGAGCUUUCCCACGUGAGAAUCUGUCUGACACAUGCAAGGAAGAGCAGAGAGUAUGUAUUACUGCCAAUAGAUAAUUUUGCUUCUUUCCAGCAUCACUACAGUCAAAGAGGGUCCUUGUCGGUAUCUUCUUCUGUGAAACAAGGAGUCAAGGACUGGGGAGGUUUGUGUCGUUCAUCUAUCCCUUGUACACAGAAUGAAGAACGUGCAAUCUCUUUUCACCCUGUGUUUGGUAAGGCCCAUUUAGAAUGUGUUGCCAAGCGAUUCUCUUUUCUUUGUUUUGUUCUGAAGGUCUGUCCCUUGACUCAAACCAGUAUCGCUAGCAUUUCUGAGAGAGAGAGAGAGCUUGAAAAUUGACAAAGGAUCAGGGUUCCAUUAUUCAAUGGAUUCCACCUUGAAGAUUAUCUGGGCCAAAAAGCAGCUUGAAUUUAUAUACAAAUUGUUUAUUUUUAA